GUCCUGUGUAUGUCUUCCGAAUACUGCUGCCUCCUUAUCCUCCGCCACCCUGCGCCAUGUGCCACUUUCGGUCUCCUCACACUGCUGCUAGGUCCAGAGUGUGUCAUGGGUCCCUGUACGGCCUCCCAUUGCUGCUGACUUCAUCGCCAGACUCUGCCAUGUGCCACUUUCAGGUCUCCUUACACUGUUGGUGGGUUCCAUUUUGUGAUAGGUGCUGUAUGCCUUCCAUUGCUGCUGCCCUCCACCGCCACCCUGCGCCAUGGUGCCUCUGUCGUCUCUGCUCACGCUGCUGACGGCAUUCCGCUUUUUAAAACCGAGGCCUGUGUUUGGCUUCCGAAUA
Molecule: messenger RNA, 340 nt
Organism: Staurois parvus
Lineage: Eukaryota; Metazoa; Chordata; Amphibia; Anura; Ranidae
Source: the annotation of a GenBank genome assembly